Molecule: messenger RNA, 2556 nt
Organism: Elaeis guineensis (African oil palm)
Lineage: Eukaryota; Viridiplantae; Streptophyta; Magnoliopsida; Arecales; Arecaceae
Product: APETALA2-like protein 3
Biological process (GO): regulation of DNA-templated transcription
Molecular function (GO): DNA binding; DNA-binding transcription factor activity
Source: RefSeq, a predicted model, not a curated record
UAAUACUUUGGUUCUUUCACACGUUCCAUCCUAUUCUGUGGGUUCUCCUUUCUCUCCUUUCGGCAUCUUCUCCAUCGAAGCCUCCUCUCUUAUCCUCCGGCCGAUGGACUGCAGCGGGCGGUGGGGAUUCCGCCGGCGACUCCGCCACCUUCUACCGUCACCUCCACCUCUCACCGGCGCCUCCUGAGAACCCUUAUCGGUUCCUCUCCGAUCACUUCUCUUUCCUCCCAUUCCCUUCCAAUCUCUUUCUUUGUCGUAGAUCGAGGAUCACGUAGAUUGCGGUUUCUUUUUCUUUUCUUCUCACCCAAAAAUUCCCGAUCUUUGAUCCGUUCUCGAGUGUUCUGGGUUUUUGGUUUUGUCUCCUUUCUUCCACUCUCGCUUGCUAUUUACUACUAGUGGGAUAGAGAAAGAGGGAGCGAAGGGCGGAGAGAACAGAGAGAGGGCAAGAACGAUUAUGAACAGAGUGCUUGUUUAAAUGCAUUGGAUCACCGAUCGUCUUCGUGUGAGUAUGAAUGUUUGAUGUUUUUAGUGGAUUUCUAUUUUGCUGUGCUUCUUUUUUCUUGAAUGGGUGAGGUGUAAGCCCCGAUCGGAAAUCGAAGCUUUUAAGAGAGGAGGAUUCGAAUUGGGUCGUGGAAGAAGGGUUGGUAGCGAUCUGAGAGAGAAAAGAUGGUGUUGGAUCUCAAUGUGGCGUCGCCCGGCGAGUCCUCUUCUUGCGGAGAGGAGAAGGUCGUCAUGGAGGGCUCUGGCGGCGCGCCGAUGGAGGAGUCGGGGACAUCGAAUUCCUCUGUCCUUAAUGCUGAGGCAUCAAGCAAUGCCGGCGACGAUGACUCCUGCUCAGCCGCCGCCGCCGUCGGCGGCUUUAACUUUGGCAUCCUCAAGAGCUCGCUGCGGGCACAUGGGGAGGAAGAAGUGGAAGAAGAAUUGGAGGAGGAAGAUGGGGCGUCGGGGGAGGCAGGCUUCGUCACGAGGCAGCUCUUCCCUCCGUUUUCGGUGGUUCAGGAAGGUGUUCAGCCUCCGACGGUGGCUUCUUCAUCGACACCGGCAUUGCCUCGUCGGAUGGAGCUCCGUUUCCUCCAGAGUAAUACGGCUGGCUCGGUGGAGGCCAAGGUAUUGCAGCAGCAGCAUCAGGUGAAGAAGAGCAGAAGGGGCCCGAGGUCUCGGAGCUCUCAGUACCGCGGAGUCACUUUCUACCGGAGGACGGGGAGAUGGGAGUCUCACAUAUGGGAUUGUGGCAAACAGGUCUAUCUGGGAGGUUUUGACACUGCUCAUGCCGCUGCAAGGGCAUAUGAUCGGGCUGCAAUAAAGUUUCGUGGGGUUGAUGCUGACAUCAAUUUCAAUAUCUGUGACUAUGAAGAGGAUUUGAAACAGAUGAGGAAUCUGACAAAAGAGGAAUUUGUUCACAUACUUCGUCGCCAGAGCACUGGAUUCGCUAGGGGGAGCUCAAAGUACCGAGGAGUGACGCUUCACAAGUGUGGUCGCUGGGAAGCUCGCAUGGGGCAGUUCCUCGGCAAAAAGUACAUAUAUCUUGGGCUAUUUGACAGCGAAAUAGAGGCUGCAAGGGCAUAUGACAAGGCUGCUAUUAAAUUUAAUGGAAGGGAAGCUGUCACAAAUUUUGAACCAAGUACCUAUGAAGGAGAGGUACAUCCUGAGCCCAAUAAUGAAGUUGCUGGCGACAAUGUUGAUUUGGACUUGAGGAUCUCUCAACCUAAUGUCCAUAGCCCAAAGAAGGAUAAUAACUCGAUGGAUAUCCAACCCAAUCACAGUUCCUUUGCAGCUUCAGGUGCCGGGAAUUCUAGGGCCAACAACUCAACAUCCCAUCUGGCUCAUCCGCAGCAUUUGCCAAUGGCACCCGAGCAUCCUCAUGCCUGGACUGCUCUAUAUCCUGGUUUCUUUACGCACACUGAGGAAAGAGCCACAAAAGGGUCCGAGGUGGGUUUUCCUGCUCCCUCCAACCGGGCAUGGCCAACGCAGGGCCCCACGUCACCGUUCUCUUCUGCAGCAUCAUCAGGAUUCUCUACUGCAGCCACUGUCGUAGCUGCCCAUCAUCUGCCACCAUCCGCAGCCCAUCUCAAUUUUCCUCCAUCAGCCACCGUCAAUCACUAUCAUAUGAGCUGAAUGCGUAGACCGCUAUGUGUGGACCGUUAGAUAAACAGGAGUACCGCCAACAACCAGGGCGAGAAAUGCUGUCUUUAAGGGUUGCCAUCUGCAAUGAAAUAAUGCUAGCGGGCGCUUGUUUACGAGGUUAUGUGUAGCACUUUUAAGUCCACAUACUAUCUCUGCUGCCUUGUUACAUGAAUUAUGUUUUGGUGUUUCGGACUUUUUGGGACUCCCGUGUCCUCCGUUGGACCGUUGACGGGAAAGCAGAAAACCUUCCUGGCUUUCGGAGUGAGGUCAGGGCGGUGAAUGAAUGCAUGUUAAUGUUGAACUUAACCUGUAGUGUCUCUUUUUUGCCUUCAGUGUACUAUGAUAUGAACCUAUCAUGGCUUAUGCGUGACAAAAGCCUUUGCUGCCCUGGAUUGCUCCUGCCAGAAAAAAACAGCACCCCACCUUUCACCA